This is a messenger RNA of Schizophyllum commune H4-8, 656 nucleotides long. RefSeq lists its product as uncharacterized. Gene Ontology annotation, cellular component: ribosome. The transcript is spliced from 5 exons. Gene Ontology annotation, molecular function: structural constituent of ribosome. The record is from RefSeq and is a predicted model, not a curated record. Gene Ontology annotation, biological process: translation. NCBI's taxonomy places the organism in Eukaryota, Fungi, Basidiomycota, Agaricomycetes, Agaricales, Schizophyllaceae. Bases 62 to 475 code for a protein of 137 amino acids.
CGCCGCCCGAGCCUCAAGACCCACUGGACGACAGGUAACGCGGAACACUCAGCUGCCCAAAAUGGCCGACAACAACGCCCCCGUCACCCUGCGCACGCGCAAAUUCAUCACCAACCGUCUUCUCGCUCGCCGUCAAUUCGUCGUUGACGUUCUCCACCCUUCCCGCGCCAACGUCUCCAAGGAGGAGCUCUCCGAGCGCCUUGCUGCCGUCUACAAGACAGACAAGAAGCGCGUCGUGACGUUCGGCUUGAGGACACACUUCGGUGGCGGUCGCAGCACGGGCUUUGCUCUCAUCUACGACGAUGAGGCAUCGCAGAAAAAGUUUGAGCCCCGCUACCGGUUAGUGCGGUCUGGUUUGGCUGAGAAGAUCGAGAAGCCGUCGCGUAAGCUGCGCAAGGAGCGUAAGAACCGUGCGAAGAAGUUGCGCGGCACGAAGAAGAGCAAGGCCGCGGAGCCGCCCAAGAAGGGCAAGUAAUGGUUGCGCGAGUGUACCAUCUUGUACGGGCGUGCUGUGUUGUACAUUACCCCCCGGCAUACUUCUCGUAUCCGCGCCGCUAUGCAUAUGCUGUCGUUCACAACCGCUGUUGCAGCACUCUCGUCCCCAUGUCCCGUAUGUCCUACCAUACAUGAUCUUAUGCAUAUGUUCAGCGAAAGGA